AUGAGAGAUGAAAUUGCAACAACAGUUUUCUUUCUCACAAAACUGGUAAAAAAACAUGACAAACUGAGUAAGCAACAAAUAGAAGACUUUGCAGAAAAGCUGAUGACAGUCUUGUUUGAGACCUACAGAGGUCACUGGCACUCCGAUCGCCCUGCUAAAGGGCAAGGCUUCAGGUGUAUCAGGAUCAACAAUAACCAGAAUAAAGAUCCCAUUUUAGAAAGGGCUUGUGCCGAGAGUAAUGUAGACUUUUCUCACCUGGGGCUUCCAAAGGAGAUGACCAUAUGGGUAGAUCCCUUUGAAGUGUGCUGCAGGUAUGGUGAGAAAAAUCAUCCAUUCACAAUAGCUUCUUUUAAAGGCAGAGGGGAGGAAUGGGAACUCUCCCAACAAAUCGGUUAUGCUGUUAAUAAAGCCACAUUGGACCACUCCUCCAGCAUGUCCUCUGAUGAAGAAAAUUAUUGCAGAGAACCUCAGAUCAUCCCUAAAGUCAGCAAUCCGAAGAGCAUUUAUCAGGUUGAAAACUUGAAACAGAACUUUCAAUCUUGGUUCCAAAUGUCCCGCAGAAAGCACAUGGCAGAUGGCCACGUGGGCCUCCUGGGAAGUGCCUGUCACACUGUAUAUAAGAACCCCAGGUGUUACAGGCCUGCUAUGCACCGGGUGGACCGGUACCACUGGGUCAACACAAACCGAUAA
Lepus europaeus (European hare) is the source of this 690-nucleotide messenger RNA. It is a transcript of the gene BTG4, whose product is annotated as BTG anti-proliferation factor 4. NCBI's taxonomy places the organism in Eukaryota, Metazoa, Chordata, Mammalia, Lagomorpha, Leporidae. Bases 1 to 690 code for a protein of 229 amino acids. Gene Ontology annotation, biological process: negative regulation of mitotic cell cycle; negative regulation of cell population proliferation. The transcript has 4 exons. The record is from RefSeq and is a predicted model, not a curated record. Gene Ontology annotation, cellular component: nucleus; cytoplasm.